CAGAGUGUUAUCCAUCUUUUUUAUAUCUAUCGUAAAACUUAUCAGUAAUAUCAAUAUGUCUCUCAAGCUCAUCGUUGUUCUUGCUGCCUUAGUCGGUGUGAUUGCUGCGCAACACUACCAACUUCAACACCACGAGGAGGAACACCAUGGACCAGUUCAUUACGAAUUCAACUAUGACAUCCACGAUGAUCACACCGGGGAUGUCCAUGGACGCAAGGAGGCUCGCAAGGAUGAUCACACUCAGGGAGAGUACUAUCUAAUUGAUGCCGAUGGCCACAAGCGUACCGUUACUUAUCAGGUCGAUGGCAAGAGUGGCUUCAUCGCCCAAGUUCACCGUGAACCAAUCAAGGGACACCAGGCUCCUCAGCAAGUGCACAAAAUUGUCACUCCAAUUCACAAAGUACUUGCUGUUCCAGUGCACCAUGAUUAUCAUUACUAG
This is a messenger RNA of Toxorhynchites rutilus septentrionalis, 439 nucleotides long. RefSeq names its product cuticle protein 7-like. The transcript has 2 exons. The record is from RefSeq and is a predicted model, not a curated record. Gene Ontology annotation, cellular component: extracellular matrix. Bases 56 to 439 code for a protein of 127 amino acids. Lineage: Eukaryota; Metazoa; Arthropoda; Insecta; Diptera; Culicidae.